Molecule: messenger RNA, 1839 nt
Organism: Chrysochloris asiatica (Cape golden mole)
Lineage: Eukaryota; Metazoa; Chordata; Mammalia; Afrosoricida; Chrysochloridae
Gene: ENO4
Product: enolase family member 4
Exons: 14
Coding region: 1-1839 (612 amino acids)
Biological process (GO): glycolytic process
Cellular component (GO): phosphopyruvate hydratase complex
Molecular function (GO): magnesium ion binding; phosphopyruvate hydratase activity
Source: RefSeq, a predicted model, not a curated record
AUGGGAGAAGAAGGCGGCCGCCGCAACUGUGGGACCACUAGGGAGCUGCAGAAGCUGAAGCAGCGGGCGAUGGAGUACUACCAGCAGAAUGACGUACCGCGCAGACUGGAAGAGCUGCUGAACUCCACCUUCUACCUCCAGCCUGACGAUGUCUACGGGCACCUGGCAAAUUGCUUUUCUAAACUUGCAAAACCUCCUACCAUAUGCAAAGCAGUGGGGAAGAACGUGCUGGAUGGACUAGGCCUUCCAACCCUGCAAGUGGAAAUAUUCUGCACCAUUCAAAAUUUUCCCAAGAACAUAUGUUCUGUGGUGAUCUCGUCUCACUUUGAAGUACAUGAAAACCUUCUGCCCGAGCUAAUGGAAGCUGAGGAAUUGGAACGGAACAACGCCAUCAGCACAGCUGUGCAGUGGGUCAACAACAUGAUCACUGUGGAGAUUCAGGGCCUGGAACCUUCCAACCAGGCUGAGGUGGAUCAGCUGCUCAGGACAUUCUUUGCAAACAAAGUGCAAGAGGAGCAGGAGAGAAAAGAAUUGGAAAAUUUGGCAGAAGACUUAACAGUGCCUACGCCGCCACCACCACCUCUUCUUCCGCCUCUUCCGAAAAAGAAAGGACAGAAGCAAGGGAGGAAGGAUACUCUUCUGGAGAAGCCGAUCCCACCUGAAGAACCUGCCGAACCUGUCCUCUGUGGCAGCAUGGCCAUAGCGGCUGUGUCACUAGCUGUUGCAAAAGCCAGCGCCAUCCUGGCCAGUAAUCCUCUCUACUUACGUAUUGCGUCACUGAAGCACAAUCAGGAACAGCCAAAAAAGCUAAGCGUACCUAUGCUGAUGGUGUCUCUGAUCAGCUGCGGAAAAUCAUCUUCUGGGAAGCUGAAUUUAAUGAAAGAAGUCAUUUGUAUCCCCCAUCCCGGACUAAGCACCAAACAAGGUGUGGAGAUGCUUCUGGAAAUUCAGAAACAUGUUAACAAAACAAUUGAAACGCCACCCCCUCCAAAACCAGAGACCAAAAAGGGGCAUAAUGGAGGCAAAAGGGGUCAACAGAUCACUGGUAAGAUGUCCCAUCUUGGCUGUUUAACCAUUAACUUUGACACCAUAGAGCAGCCUGUCCUCUUCAUCCAAGGCAUCUGCACCAACCUGGGGCUGGAACUGGGAACAAACCUACAUCUCGCUAUCAACUGUGCUGCUCAUGAGUUGAUGGACUACAGUAAGGGGAAGUAUGAAGUGAUGGUGGGGACACUGAAAAGUGCUUCUGAGAUGGUAGACUUGUACGUGGAUCUGAUCAACAAAUACCCUUCAAUUAUUGCCUUAAUUGAUCCCUUCAGGAAAGAGGACUCUGAACAGUGGGACAGCAUCUACAAUGCUCUUGGUUCCAGGUGUUACAUCAUCGCAGGAGCUGCAUCCAGAAGCAUCCCUAAGCUUCUAGAGGAUGGGAAUAUCAGCACCCCCAGAGCCAGUGGGCUGAUCAUAAAACACACAAAUCACACAACGAUGUCGGACUUGGUACAAGUAACCAACCUCAUUGACAGUAAGAAGCACAUUGCUGUCUUUGGAAGCAUGGAGGGAGAGUCGUCUGAUGAUAGCCUAGUGGAUUUGGCUGUCGGACUGGGAGUGCGGUUUGUCAAGUUGGGAGGUCUUUCUCGAGGCGAACGGGUGACUAAAUACAACCGCCUUUUUACUAUAGAGGAAGAACUUGUCCAGAAUGGAACACUGGAUUUCCAAGAGCGCACUUUUUUAAACUUUAAUGAGGAAGCUGAAGCUGCUGCAGCUGCGGAUGAGGAGCUACUUGAGCCCCCGGAGCCCAUCUUUCCCACAGAAGUUGUAGAGGAACCAGCCAAUGUGUGA